UGCAGCUCCUUGUUUUCAGCAGGUUCCUCACUUGCUUUGGUCCUGGUGUCACAUCAGCUGUAUUCUCUUCAGACAAAUUCAUUUCUACAGGGACUGAGCAACAUGAAAAGGAUGACGUGGUGGCUACGCUGUUUGCUGGUCCAGUCUUUGGUGUCUCCUUUUAUCACAAAUAACACAAACAGUACUGAACUUACACGCAGGCAUUUUGAUACAACCCCAGCGGUGCAAGACAAGACCGACGUGCGGAGGUGUUGCAAGUCAGACCAGAUGUCCAACGGGCACGGCCAAAAUCAUUCCAGAUGUUGUAUGGAUGAGGUCAACAACAUUUUCAACAAUCAAAAAGAUAAAGAUAAAGACACUAUCGGAGCCGUGAAACGCUUACAACAAGUUCUAGAGGAAACAGAGGUGAAUGAGACUACGUCCAUUUCUGCCAGCCAUUUUGUGGCCCUCCUGCACAAACCCCAGAGACCCUUCAGAGGCCUCAACAUAUAUGCUAGUGAGAGUAAGGCAAUGUUAGACAAGACUUUCACCAACAGCACAGUGAGCGUUCAACUGCCGGGAGAGUUGAAUGUUGGAUGGAACAACACGAUUGUGUUCUGCAUGAUUACCUCACCUGAAACUAAUUGGACCACAUGGGGAGCCUCAGAUCUGUAUGAGGGCAGACUGGUUGGACUGAGUGUGCGCGGCAAGAACAUUACAGGACUACAGGAGCGCGUCAACAUCACCAUGACUCUUACUAUGGGCAUAAAUGAGACCCAAAAACCCACUUGUGAGUUCUUCAAUUUUACAACAAGUGACUUCAGCAGUAAUGGCUGUCUUACCCUUUGGGAACGUGAUGAAAGUCAAAUCACCUGCUCCUGUGACCACCUCACAUACUUUGGUGUGCUCCUGGUAGAUGCUAUCCUCCCUCCUACUGACCUGAAGAUUCUGACACUCAUCACUCAGAUUGGCUGUAGUCUUUCUCUUUUUGCCCUGGUCAUCACUGUUCUGCUCUUCAUCUCGAACAGAAAGAUCAGAGCAGAUGUCUCUAUGAGGGUCCACAUCAACCUCACCAUUGCCCUGAUUCUCCUCAACCUGCACUUCCUCCCAAGUCAGUCGGUGGCAGCACAGUCCUCCUCUGGGCUUUGCAUUUACAUGGCCCUUGCUCUUCACUAUUCCCUGCUGGCCACUUUCAGCUGGAUGGGCCUGGAAGGGUUCCACAUCUACCUUCUCCUUGUCAGAGUCUUCAACAUCUAUGUCAGGAGAUACUUGCUCAAACUCAGCUUGGUGGGAUGGGGUAUCCCUGCAGUCAUCGUGUCCCUGGUGGUGAUCAUAGACAGAGGCACAUAUGGACGUGUCUUUCUGGACUUGUCUAACUCCAACAGCAAUGCAAUAUGCUAUAUAGUCAAUAACACAGUGAAGAUGGUGACUACAGUGGGAGUGUUCUGCUUGGUGUUCGCCUUUAACAUAAUCAUGUUAGGGGUGACAGUCCGACGUGUGGUGAGCUUCCGCCAGCGCAAAGAGUUUGGGCAGAGUGACAGUGACAGAGCCAAGCGGGACAUCUGUACCCUGCUGGGAGUCACCAUUCUGCUUGGCAUUACCUGGGGCCUGGUCUUCUUCUCAUUUGGCUACCUGACCAUUCCUGGCCUCUACGUCUUCUGCAUCCUGAACUCACUGCAAGGUUUCUUCAUCUUCCUGUGGUUUUUGAUGUCUUUGAAAAAGACUGGAAACUCUGCUAAGACGAGCAGUGAAACACCUAGCACCAACAACUAAACCUAAACCCGACAUACGAAGACAUAUUUCUUUUGUGUCUGUGUAUAUUGGGAGGAUUCAUUAUUUCAUAAUCAUUAUUUUGAUGUUUUUGUAUAACACUAUUAUUUCUGCUUUACAUUAUGUUGUUUUCAUGUGCAACAAUAUCGCUUAGAAGCAAAUAUGCUUGCUAGCGCUAACUACUGUAGGUAACAUUUAUGUUAAAUGUGAAAUAUUUUAACAACUCACAGUUUUAGUGCUAUUUCUAAAGUUUUCCCAAUCCCAAUGCCCUGGUGUUUAUUUUAGUCCUUUCAUUGGAUUUGUUGACAAUAAAAUAAUCUAGAUCAUCA
Micropterus salmoides (largemouth bass) is the source of this 2078-nucleotide messenger RNA. Its product is annotated as adhesion G-protein coupled receptor G2-like. Gene Ontology annotation, biological process: adenylate cyclase-activating G protein-coupled receptor signaling pathway; cell surface receptor signaling pathway. Gene Ontology annotation, cellular component: membrane. NCBI's taxonomy places the organism in Eukaryota, Metazoa, Chordata, Actinopteri, Centrarchiformes, Centrarchidae. The record is from RefSeq and is a predicted model, not a curated record. Gene Ontology annotation, molecular function: G protein-coupled receptor activity. The transcript has 14 exons. Bases 103 to 1752 code for a protein of 549 amino acids.